AUGGUAGAUGCUAGUCUAAAUGCAAGGAAACGAAAGCUGGAGGAAGCCAUUGAAACAGAUACAGCAAAGGUAGAAGCAAAAAGAGGGAAAUGGAACACAUCAAUUAUUAACGAUAUGGAAGAAGAGCUGCAACAAAAGAAGAGCGCUGUGCGUAACAUCACCGCUAUGCUGUCCUCAGAGGGUGACAAGAAAAGUCAACAAAAGUUCAGCCAAAUGAAGAACAGAAGAGCUGUAAAGCUGUUUGAGGCAAAAAGAAUAAAGCGUCGUGCUAAAACAACCCAAGGAAACACAUGUUUAAUUGAUAGUGAUGACGAAGACUUCAUUGCAAAGUGUAUUGAGGACAAGGCUACUUACCAAGGAAGAAGACAUGAUUUGAUAAUGUACACCAACAAGCGAGUAAAAAAGCGGGAUUUAUUGAACAUUGCCAAUUACAGAUUGCUUCAAAAGAAGAAGAAACUUGUCAAGAGUGCAACAACUGUCUACAACCGCUCUAAACCAAGGUCAUCCAGAUCUAUUCAAGCAAAGCGCCACCGGGGUAAAGGUCUAUUCUGCUCAAAGAAGCCCCCAAAAGCGGAAGACGCUGACAACGAGAACACUCACUUCCAAAGAGCACACGUCAAAAAUGUUAAAUUUUCAUUUUUUGGGAAACAGUCUGAACAGACUUCUCAUUGA
Paramuricea clavata is the source of this 672-nucleotide messenger RNA. The record is from the annotation of a GenBank genome assembly. Lineage: Eukaryota; Metazoa; Cnidaria; Anthozoa; Malacalcyonacea; Plexauridae.